AUGACACUUAGAGCAGUGGUGAACUGCACAGGACUGGAGACCCUCUACGACGAUGUCACUUCUGAUGUUCAGAACGGUUUUCUCCUAGUGUACAGUAUCCUCGUCUUCGCUGUUGGGUUCCUAGGUGACUUGGUGGUAUUAUUUGGGUCAAUAUCCUACAUAAACGUGACUUACAACAUUGACAACAUAACGAUCCUAUUCGUGAAGCACCUAGCAAUAGCUGACCUGCUUUCUCUGAUAUUCGUGGUGCUUCCUCUGGCUAUCCUACACGGUGCACGACGCUGGGUGCUAGGCUGUGGCACGUGCUACCUCCUGGGUGUGGUUAACAACUACCCUGGCCUUCUUCACAUCCACUUCAUUCUGCUUAUCUCCGUUCAUAGGCUUCUCAGAUGUAUCGCUCCGGUUAAGUCUGGGGCUAUGUUCAGGAAGAACAAGGCUUACUUAAUCGUGGGGCUCAUCUGGGCCUACUGUGCGAUCCUCCCUAUCUUCACCCUCUUCUCCCAGCAGGAAAUCCGUCUUAUAACUGACUCGUGCACCCUGGACACCUAUGACUUUGGAACUUCUCGUAUAGCAGGAAUACAAACCGGUACCAUAAUGACAAUUUUCUGGAUUCUAUCCAUCUGCCUGCCAUUUACAUUAGUUAUAAUUUGUAUCGUACUGCUUGCAAUAACAUCACUAAAACUAACCGGUGUGAUAUGGAACAAAAACAAGAAGAUCCUCAUAACCACCCUCCUUAUCGGAGGUUCCUUUGUGGUUUCGUGGUCCCCCCACAUUGUCUUCACCAUAUGGAGAACAUUUGACCAGAGUCUCUCGUCUUCAUCCCUUAACAGACUUCCUCAGUACUUCCACAUGGUUAGUCUCUGUGUCAAUCCCAUCAUCUACACAAUCGUCAACCGGAAUUUUAAGAAGUUCAUGAAAGAACAUGCCAGGAAGGUUUCUGAAGCGACCACAUCAUUUUCAACAACAACAACGACCACAGCCCACAAAAAUGAGACGCUGAAUAAUCGGGUAAGGUAA
Messenger RNA from Bolinopsis microptera, 1017 nucleotides. RefSeq names its product galanin receptor type 1-like. The transcript has 3 exons. NCBI's taxonomy places the organism in Eukaryota, Metazoa, Ctenophora, Tentaculata, Lobata, Bolinopsidae. Gene Ontology annotation, biological process: G protein-coupled receptor signaling pathway. Bases 1 to 1017 code for a protein of 338 amino acids. Gene Ontology annotation, cellular component: membrane. The record is from RefSeq and is a predicted model, not a curated record. Gene Ontology annotation, molecular function: G protein-coupled receptor activity.